UCUAGUAGCUACAACUUUCUCAUUUUCUCCACCUUCACAAGUUCACAACACCCCCAUUUUCCCGGCCGAAAAAAAUGGCAUUCGCAACCAACCCCUUAUCUCUAAGCGUCCCAGAACAAGCCUUCGAGUCAUGGCUCCGCGACUCCGGCUACCUCGAAAUCCUCGACCACCGCACCACCCAACUCCACAGCCUCAACUCCUCCGCACCAUCCGCCGCACCAACCACCGCACCAUCCGCCGCACCAACCACCGCACCAACCCCAUCAACCGCCCCCAGAAGAACCCCAACAACCACAAUCACUGCCAUAGCUUACGGCCUUAUCAUGUCCCUCAUUUUAUCCUUUGCCACCAUUUUCUCUCUCCUAACUCUUAACCCUUUUGCUAAACUUACUUCGUCUGAUUUUUCUCAGCAGAAUUCUCCCUCUUGGACUUCUUCUGGGUUUCUGGGUUCUGUUGAUUCUUACUCUUUUCCUUCUUCUUCUACUCAAGCUAGGAUGCGUGUACAUGAGAAUGUUAAGCGUUUUGCUAAGAAUUAUGCUACGCUUCUUAUUCUCUUCUUCGCGUGCUCUUUGUAUCAAAUGCCACUUGCUUUGGUCGGCUUGGUAUUGUGUUUAGCGACGUGGGAAGUAUUUAGGUUCUGUGACAACAGAUGGGCACUCAAUAGGUUUUCUGCUAUUCGGCAAGUUCUAAUUCGCGUUGCUCAAUGUGCAGUUGCAGUCAUUUUAUUCUGGUCCAAUGUUCAGAUGGCAGUCUUCUUCACGCUAGGAGUUGGUUACAUAGUUAUGAUGUUACAUGCUUCUUUUCGCAAGCUUACUCCUGCCAAGCAACUUUGGAAAGGAAGAAGGAGAUGAGGAUCUCACCAAUCGACAAUCUUGGAUUUUUUCGUCAUCCCAUCUUUGUAUAUAUAAUUGCUUCAAAAAUUGAAGCUCCUAAUUUUGACAGUAUUGUGAAAAUAGCCCACUCACCUGUAGAACUCUGCUAGUUGCUGAAUUCAGUUUAAGUUAAGCUUUCGAUAACAAGCUGUGAAACAACCUUGGAUGAAGUACAAGGCUAAUCAGUAAUCUCACUGCUGAAAUUGUUAUUUCUAUUCCUAUGGGGUGUUAGGGUUUAAUGAUAAUGAAUUAAUAAUAGGAAGUUAAGUGAUGAACUACCUAUUUUUGUACAGUUUUUCCGAAACAAACAACAUUUAUGAGUAUGGUGUACUUUUUUGGAAAAAAAAAAA
Molecule: messenger RNA, 1222 nt
Organism: Chenopodium quinoa (quinoa)
Lineage: Eukaryota; Viridiplantae; Streptophyta; Magnoliopsida; Caryophyllales; Amaranthaceae
Product: PRA1 family protein H-like
Exons: 4
Coding region: 75-851 (258 amino acids)
Biological process (GO): vesicle-mediated transport
Cellular component (GO): endoplasmic reticulum; Golgi apparatus
Source: RefSeq, a predicted model, not a curated record